This is a messenger RNA of Aureococcus anophagefferens, 1008 nucleotides long. RefSeq lists its product as hypothetical. Lineage: Eukaryota; Pelagophyceae; Pelagomonadales; Pelagomonadaceae. Gene Ontology annotation, molecular function: oxidoreductase activity; FMN binding. The annotation marks the transcript as partial. The record is from RefSeq and is a predicted model, not a curated record. The transcript has a single exon.
AUGCCGCCGCCCCACAUCGCGAAGAUCCUGGGCGAGGAGGAGUGGGAGGUGCCGCCCGUGGAAGCGAUCCUGAACGUGCACGACCUCGUCGCCAUCGCCGAGCGCAAGCUCGUCAAGGAGGGCAAGAAGCAGGCCUGGGACUACUACAGCAGCGGCGCGUGCGACGAGCUCACGUACCAGGAGAACGAGCUGGCGUUCAAGCGCAUCUGGAUGCGGCCCCGCGUCCUCGUCGACGUCAAGACCGUCGAUCUCACGUCGAAGAUCCUCGGCGCGACCGUCGGCGCGCCGCUGUUCCUGAGCGCGUGCGCGAUGUGCGGCAUGGGCCACGAGGACGGCGAGCUCGCGUGGGCGGAGAGCGCGGCGGGCUUGGACAUCCCGUUCAUGUCGCCGAACCUGAGCAGCAAGAGCCGGAGCGCGAUCUUCGCCGCCCAGCAGGCGAGCCCGACGGGCCACCGCAUGUUCCAGAUCUACGUGAACCCGGACCGCGACGUCGUCCUCGAGCAGCUGCGCGCGUGCGAGGCCGCGGGCGUGACGGCCGUGUGCGUGACGGUCGACAGCGCCGUCGCGGGCCCGCGCGAGCGCGACCAGCGCAACAAGAUCGCCAUGCUGCUCAAGCAGCAGGCCCAGCAGGAGAGCGCGGCCAAGGGCGCCAAGGCGCGGAAGCCGGGCGUCUACGCGAACCGCGACCCGGCGCUCAACUGGAAGGACGUCGCGUGGUUCUGCUCGAACACGACCAUCCCCAUCGUGCUCAAGGGCGUCCAGUGCGGCGAGGACGCUGUGCUCGCGGCCAAGGCCGGCGUCGCGGCGAUCCUGGUGUCGAACCACGGGGGCCGCAACAUGGACACGGCGCGGUCGUCGAUCGAGGCGCUGCCGGAGAUCAUCUCCAUGCUCACGGAGGCGGGCCUGCGGUCGAAGCUCGAGGUCUGGCUGGACGGGGGCAUCCGCCGCGGGAGCGACGUCGUCAAGGCGCUCGCGCUCGGCGCGAACGCGUGCGGCAUCGGCAAGCCG